Ananas comosus (pineapple) is the source of this 965-nucleotide messenger RNA. RefSeq lists its product as uncharacterized. The transcript has 2 exons. NCBI's taxonomy places the organism in Eukaryota, Viridiplantae, Streptophyta, Magnoliopsida, Poales, Bromeliaceae. The record is from RefSeq and is a predicted model, not a curated record. The coding region runs from base 170 to 613 and encodes 147 amino acids.
GGCCUAUAGUUGAGGAGGCGUCCAUACAUUUCUACCUAUAUAGAGUAAUUUAACUCUCAUCUCGGCCUGCGAAAUUCUAGGGUUAGGGUUUUACCUCCUCUUCAUUGUCUCCGUCGCUUCUCCCCAGGACUACCAAUCUAGGGUUAGGGUUUCCCCUCCAGCGGUGUCAAUGGCGACGGCGGAGGGUCCUGGAGGAGUACCGGCGAAGCCGGCGAUGAGGAAGCCGGUGUUCACGAAGGUGGAUCAGCUGAAGCCCGGCACGAGCGGCCACACGCUCACGGUGAAGGUGGUGAGCUCAGAGACGGUCCUCCACAAGGGCCGCGCCGCCCCCUCCUCCGCCAACCUCCGACGCACCCGGAUCGCCGAGUGCCUCGUCGGCGACGAGACCGGGACCAUCGUCUUCACCGCGCGGAACGAGCAGGUUGACCUGUUGAAGCCGGGCAGUACGGUAAUUCUUCGCAAUGCCAAAAUCGAUAUGUUCAAGGGGUCAAUGAGACUGGCAGUCGACAAGUGGGGUCGGGUGGAGGUCGCUGAACCCGCUAACUUUGAUGUGAGGGAGGACAACAAUUUGUCCCUAGUGGAGUAUGAGUUGGUGAACUUAGUUGAAGAAUGAGCAGGAGCAGGAUCUGCUUCUCUUUUAAGCAAGGUUGUGGCAACGCAAAAGACGAAGGUGGCGAGCUAUUUAAGUAUUUCUAGCUAAUUUUCUUGAGUUUUUGUGGUGGUAGAUAUGUGGGUUUUGGCUUUUGUGAAAACAAUAGUGGAAGCCAUAAAAAUCUAACUGAAUCUAGUGAUGUUUUUGUGUAGACAUACUAGUUUGAGUUUGGAAUAUAGGUAUGGACCUGAAUUAACCCACCUAUGUUCUCUUGUUUCACGUGCAUGAAGGAAAUUAGCUAUAUACUUUGGAAGGGAAGUACCUAACUUUAUUAGUAAUAUAAUAUAGGCGCGGUUUCGUCUGGUUGAUUCUC